GUUCGCGACCCAAGCGCCGAGUGGACGCGGCGCGCGCGCUUUCCAUCAUCAUCAUAUAUAUGUGUGUUGUGUAUAUAUAUAUAUAUAUAUAUGUAGAAAGUUUAUUCAAUUUUCAAAUUUAAAUUUGCGGUUUUCUUGGUGAAUUUGAGAUAAAAAUUUCUCCUUUUUUUUCUCCUGUAAAAAAAAAGAAGAAAAUAACUCCCAUCAUUAUUUUGUUGUGUAUAUAUAGUUAUAUGAUAAUUUACAUCAAAACAAUUUAGUGUACAGUGCUUCGGGUUUUUUUGUCAUUUUGGAAUUAUAUUCUUAUGGAGAACGGAGCCUACUACGAUGAUGAUCCAUCGUGCAAGUUUCACGAGACGCCUCGAGCGCCCCUAAGAAAGUUCAUCCGUCCAACAGAAUUAUUUCGCAUGGAUUCCUCGUCAAAUCCCGACUCGCACAUUUACGAAGACAUCACUUCCAGUGCUUCAAAUCCCACAAGUUCACCAUUUCGUACACAACAUAAUAAUAGUUUAUGUCUUGCUGAUAAUGAACUUUUUCUUUCACAAGUACAAAAUACAAAUCGUCUACCAAAUUAUUAUUCAAAUUCAGAAAUUGAUCAUGAUUCAUUAAAUUCAUUUCAUCGUAAUCUCACUCUUCCUUUGCGUCGAACAAAUCCACUAACAAAAGAUGAGAAUUUAAUAAGUUCAUCGGUACGUGUCACUAGUAGAGAACGUAUUCGAGCUGGUACAUCGUUACACAAUAAUGAUAGUUCAAUAAUUGAUGAAAAUUAUCGUUAUUCCUCGGGACCAAUAAAUAUUGAUGUGCACAAUGAUCAAAGAAAUCAUGGUAGAAGACGUCGUAAGAAAGAUUGCAAACAUUGUAAAAAUAGAACAAAUUCAGGAUUUUCAACAUCAUCAUCAAUAGAAGUGCCCGUCGAUGUGUCCUGUUCUAAUGAGAGAUUUUAUGAUGAUAACAAUGAUUUUCGUUUGGAAACUGAAAAAUCAAUUCUCGGUAUUAUUGAGCCAAUUUUUACAAUGCCAGAGGGACGAUUACCGAGUUUCUGUAAUAAUUCAAGGUGUGAAAAACAAUUGAGCAGUGUUUAUUGUAUUUCAAAUAAUGUUAAUUGUAGUGCCGUUGGUUCGGGUAAUGUUAAGACCUUGAACUAUGACAAGAACGACAUAGAAGCAAGGCUCGCCCACGUUGAGGGCUGUGAGGACAAGGCACUCAUUACUCCUCCGAAGAAUCGAGCUGGGAUGAAGGUAAACUCUAUCUAUGCCCAGGAACACUGGCAUACCAAGGACGUGCCGAUCUUCCUUACCGACGCCAAGGAACAAAGUUCCUUUCAGAGGGCGAAUUCCCUCCCGGUACGGACACACACGCCAACCUCUGAAAAUCGAGUUAAUUUACGUAGAAGUGUAAGGGGUGAACCACCCCCUCAUCCGGCACGACUACGAAAACAUCCUCAUGGUUGGACUCUUCAUUUUGCCCGACCCCUCACAGGUCCCUCUGGUUGUACCCGAUCUAUUGUACUAUUACUCAUCGUGAUAUUAGCCCUUCUUGGAAUUGGAGGAAUUGCUCUAUACAUUGUGUUCGAACCACAAAAGCUACAAAUAAUUCAACAAUACUUGAGGUCGUCAGGACGGAAUGUAUCAACGAGUGAGAAUUUCACUUCCUUUACUUCCGGUUUGGAGCACCUAAUAGAUGAGCAGAAUGUGUCGACUGAUGUGGUGCCUACACUCCCUGUAGGUGUGCUUUUAAACGCAAGCCUCUCGUUUCCGGAGGCAAACGAAGAACCAACGGAAACGGAAACCGAAGUGUAUUCUUCUACAACUACUACUACUACUAUCACUAGCACCACCAUAGAGGCAAUGUUGGAUUUAAAUUCCACAAGGCACUGUGACGAUUGUUUCAAAGGUGAGGUGUGCGUUGCACUUGUUGGCGAGGAAGUGCCUAUUUGUAGAACUGGACCGGAUCCUCUGGACCCAACUGGCUGCUCGGGUCUUUGUUUAAUCAAUAAACAAAAGUGCCAUCGAUUAGAUAUCGACGCCUUUAGAUGUAUGGAUCUUGAACACUACUGUUUGGAUGACGAGUGGACGUGUAAAAACUCUCUCUGCAUCCCUUUAGUGAAGCAUUGCGAUGGUACAAUGAAUUGCUAUGACCAUUCUGAUGAAUACAAUUGCGAAUGUAAUCUAGAGACACACUUUCAGUGUGGGAACGAGACUUCCUGCCUUCCUUUAGAUAAAAAAUGCGAUGGGAAGAUAGAUUGUUGGGACGCAACAGACGAGAUAAACUGUACAUUAGCAUGUCCUUUAGAGAGUGAGUUCACUUGUAACGAUGGACAAUGUAUAUUGAAGGCACGUUUCUGCGACGGAUUGCGGGAUUGCGUGGAUGGAUCUGAUGAACCGCACGGAUGCCAAGGUCGCUGUAAUAAGCACGAAUUUACAUGCCAGAAUGGCAGAUGCAUCACAAAGAAUUUAAAAUGCAACGGAAUUGAUGACUGCGGAGAUGGAACAGAUGAGCAAUUGUGUCGAGAUCGGACUUAGAUAUUUUUUUAAAACUGCAUGAAAAAAAAGAAAAAUAAAUAAAUAAUCGUAUUGUCACGAUAAAAAACAGUAUUUUAAAUAGAGAAGCGCAAGUAAUAUAAUUAUUGUAUAAUAUUGUAUAGGAAUAUAUUAAUUAUAUAUAUAUAUAAAAAAAUGAAAUAAUUAUUAAUAAAAAGUUAUUAUUAAUUAAA
Leptopilina boulardi is the source of this 2713-nucleotide messenger RNA. RefSeq lists its product as uncharacterized. NCBI's taxonomy places the organism in Eukaryota, Metazoa, Arthropoda, Insecta, Hymenoptera, Figitidae. Gene Ontology annotation, molecular function: protein binding. The record is from RefSeq and is a predicted model, not a curated record. The coding region runs from base 306 to 2522 and encodes 738 amino acids. The transcript has 8 exons. Gene Ontology annotation, cellular component: plasma membrane.